Molecule: messenger RNA, 2274 nt
Organism: Lachancea lanzarotensis
Lineage: Eukaryota; Fungi; Ascomycota; Saccharomycetes; Saccharomycetales; Saccharomycetaceae
Gene: UBP16
Product: LALA0S04e03510g1_1
Exons: 1
Coding region: 1-2274 (757 amino acids)
Biological process (GO): protein deubiquitination
Cellular component (GO): nucleus; cytosol
Molecular function (GO): cysteine-type endopeptidase activity; cysteine-type deubiquitinase activity
Source: RefSeq, a predicted model, not a curated record
AUGUCUAUAGUUCUUCGCACUACUUCUAACCACUACAGAACUGUGAACUUUGACUGGUUUGAUAAACUAGUAGAAAGAAAUUCCAAGCAGCUUCGGUACUUUGGCCUUGCAUUAUUCACAGCACUAUCCAUCUACGUUCUUUCGCCAAGCUUACUGAGAAAAGGAGAUAACGACAUGUUUUCAAAAUCCAGACGAAGCGAUAAGUACACGACGGGUCUCAUCAACAAUCGGAAUGAUUGUUUUGCAAACUCGUCCGUACAGGCUCUUUCAGCAUCACCCAAGUUAACCAAUUACAUGAAUGACUUGCUCAAACAGGUUCUGUUUUUAAGGACGUUGCUGGACCGUGGAGAUAGUCAGCCUUCCAGCAUCAAGGGUUCUGAGGAUGCUUCAAAAGAAUCAGAAUCGGCACAAUACCAACAUGACCAGCCCUCUGAGAGACGUUCCAGCUCUUACGAAAACUCACUCGCACCUGGAGCAUCCCGUCCUGCAUUUCAUUCGCUUCGUCCUCAUGCGAAUCUCCAAUCGUUUUCCUCUACAGCAACGAUCACUACGAUGUCUACCCUCGAAGAUGGCGGUGCUGCCAAUGGCCGUGGUCAUUUGGACGGCUUGAAUACGGGAGAUACAUCCGCAGCUCAGAGCACAUCGGACAGCUCGAUAGCGAAAGAAAACGGAGUUUCAACAGCGUCCAGUGAAGAGAUACCCGAGGUUCCGUUGCAUGAAGGUCUUGCCCAAAUGAUUUAUCAGCUACAGCAGAUCGUUGAUACAAGCAAGUACGUAUCAGUGUGGCCAUUUUUGCAUGUUUUAGAGCUCAUAUUUGAUGCUAAAAUCUCCUCCGGCCAGAACGACGCUCAUGAGCUGACACAGGUCAUUUUGGAAUCCCUCGAAAAAGAGAAUGUCAAACUCAAAAAAUUCGUCAAGGAUCAUUCCUUGAAUGUGAUCAUACCUGACUUCCCUGUAAAGGGCUCACUAGCGGACCAUUUGAUUUGUCUCAACUGCCAAGGAUCUUCAAAAGUUGUCACGCAUCCUUUCUCAAUGUACCCUCUGCCGGUUCCUCAAGAAAUGUCGGCAAACCUUUCAGCGAUGAUUGCCGACAACCAAACCGAGACUAUCGACGGCUACGCAUGUCUGUCUUGCAAAAUAAAGGCCAUUGUUCAGAAUGAAGAACAAUUGAAAGACGACAAAAAAUCGGAAGAGGAGAAGGUCAUAUUGGCAACUUUAUCCAAAGUCAUAUCUGAUAUAUUCAUCAAUGACGAUCUUUCGGAAGACUUGAUGAAUUACAUCAACAACUACAAGAAAGGAAGCUGUGACACCAGCGCCAUUAAAUCAAGAAUUAUCAAGAAAACUGUUGUUACCGAAUCUCCUGAAAUCUUGAUUCUGCAUCUCUCCCGGUCGGUCUUCAACGGCACCACCUACUCACGGAACUCGUGUUACGUCAAUUUCGAUGAGGUAUUGCUAACUCAGGAGCAGGAAAUCAAAAACAACAGAUCUGUUGGUGUCAAACCGGUCAAAUAUAAACUCAGGGCCAUGGUCAAGCACCAAGGUACUCAUUCUCAAGGACACUACGAAUGUUACAGACACAAGCCCGACCUUAUCAAGGAUGUGUUAUCAAACCAAGUCGUCAACAGGUCGCCCAUGAUCGAUUUUGGACUUGACUCGAACAAAGAUGCCGUGGCUGCCUGGAAUCAGAUGGCAAGUAAGUCCAGCACGGAUCUGGCAUCCGUUUCAUCUCAUGAGUCCGAUUCGUCUGUACCCUUCCGUUCCGUGUUUCCUGAAGCGAAGCCUGGUUUGCCAUUAACGUCGCCAGUUGUAGACGAAGAUGACUAUAUUGUUGGGCAAGCAACCUCUGGUUCUUCGGGUAUGCCCAGCCGGAAACCAUCAACAUUGAAGAAGAUCACAGGCUUUCUUUCCAGAAGACCCUCUAUUGCAUCUGGUGCCUCUGACGACCAAAACACAGACUCUGGUUCCAACGCUGGUUCAGAUGGAGGCUCCGGUUUUAGACGCAGAAGAGGAAACAGCGUUGCUUCUGUUGGUUCCUCUGCCGUGGGGCUUUCGUCGGAAACUUCAGGCGUUGAAACGACAACCGAUACAAGUGCCAGCGAGCGGGAUGAGGCUGUUGCAACUACCAUCAAAAGAAAAUUCAAGAAAAUCAAAAGCGUUCUCAACUAUCCCUUCUGGAAGAUAUCCGACGCCGCCGUGCGCGAAGCCAAGAUCGAAGAGGUCCUUGGAGAUACAAAGUGCGUUUACAUGCUAUACUACGACCGUGUCGACGAUUAA